AUGUCACAAUACGAUCCUUCAAUACAACCUCGCCGACGGGGAGGCCAGUCCCUCUUCUCAACACGAGCAUCAGCCCAGAGCCUCCGGAGCCAGUACAGCAGCAGAGAAGCCCAGACGGCGCACCUCGUCCAGCUGAUUGAGGAGUUUCGCAAGGGGGAUCCCAUCUACGAGCCCGUGCCGCCCACGCCGCCACCCAGAGCUCCGGGACGGCAGAGGAGUCACAGGAGCCAGAGGAGCCAGAGGGUCGUUUCGCCCUCGGUGCGCUUCACAUCGCCUCUGGAACGCUUCACAUCGCCUCUGGACCGCUUCACAUCGCCUCUGGAACGCUUCACACCACCUCUGGAGUCGUUGGCGCCCAGGCGACGAGCCAAGACACCGCUUUCGGUGCCCGUGGUGUAUGAUAUGCCCGCCACCCAGCAGCAGAGUAUUGUCCUGCCAGCGGCGAUACCAGAAGAGGCGCAGCAGCAGCAGAUGAGGCAGCAUAACCCGGAGGAGCUUGUGCCGUCAGUUAUGGCCAACGAGGAGGACGAGUCGGACGAGCAGAGCCUUGACAUGGCCGGAUUCCCCAUGCCGCCGGACUUUCUGGAUCAGGAGUAUCUCACUCCCAUCAGCGAGGCUGACGACUGGGUCGAUUUGGAGGAGACGUCGGGCAAGGUGUACGCCUUUGAUCCGGCGCGCUCCUCGUCUCACCCGACAAGAGAUGAUGAUGGUUCUGAUCUAGACAUUCCGUUUUCGGACGACUCUACGCUGAGGGGUGAGGAACCGCCGUUGAGUCGGGCGCUCCAUGUGUAUCAGUCCAGGUACACUGGUGAGAGCGUACUGGGCGGUGUGCACUCGGCGGCUUUGGAUGUUGUAUAUGAUACCAAAAAAAGGCGCCAAUCAUUAUUCAGAUGGCUGCAUGUGCAGCAGGACAUGAUGAACUUUGAUGAGUUCACAAAUGAAAUCUCGCGCGCGCUCUCCGAGUCAGAGCAAAACGACAUUCGCAAGCUUCUCUCCGACGUGAGAAAGAACUACUCCAAGACCGUCCGCACCUCUCGAGACACGACAGUCAAACACAUGGAACCUAGCUACCUCGAACUUCCCCUCCAGCACGGAGGAGACCCGGGCAAGGCUUUGAAGUCCGGGAAGCAUUCCGCGACCUGGCUCUGCAUCCCAUACUUUUCACUAGAGGAGUACUCGGGGAUCCAGGCCACCGGAAAUCCGGGAGCCUACCCGCCCCAAACACUCCUACAGUCAGCCUUUUCGCGGAACUCGCGCAAGCGGGACAUGCUGCAGGCAACGCGGCAGAUCGGCAACGGAGGGAAAGACAUGUGCUUCCACAUCCGACAGUUGUGGUGUAUCGUCCUGGACGAUUCGCUGCUCAUCACCUGCGGUUCCAUGUUCGAGGAGGCCCUGCGCGGCGAAACCGUCAUAAUGACCUCGGAGCCGGCGAGAAAUCCCACCCUGGGGGCGGAUACGGGGCGGAUACUGAUCCGGCACGGCGAGUCGGUGCUGUGGUCUUUUCCUCUCGAAGAAUGCCGGACCUGGUUCGCUUUUAUUGCGCACUUUGCCGAUUUCUGGCCAAAGGCAGUUCGCUUCCACUUCAACGGUCGACUGUUGACGGAGGGGCGGUGGUGGAAGGUACUUCAGUUUGCCAGGACCUCACACAAGAGCGUUGUGAUUAGUAUGGAAACCUGCACACCACCACAACUACCGCCAAGCGGCAUUUUGAGACCCCUCAAACAGGGUCUAAGCAGCGCCGCCGGGCAGUCGUCCGGUAGCUUCCAGCCACCCAGGACGUCGGCAGGCAACCGGAUGAGCUUCCCGCCUGGCCAGCCCAACAAGAACAACGAAAUGUUUCACGUAUUCAGCUGGGCCGAGACGAACCCGCCCGGCCCCAUCGAAGGCCCCAACUUUAUCGUGCUCCAGAAACAGCUAUCCGAGGUCGAAGAGUUCCUGACGGCCGAGACCAAUGGGCUGGACCGGCGGGCGUACCUCGAGGCUGAGAUGUCGACGAGGAACGAAGUCUACGAGUAUCUCGAACAGCAAGGGGCGCGGAUGCAAGAUACGAAGAAGUCAUGGAGGAAGCAGGACUAUGAGGAGCGUGUUGACAUUUUUAACGCGGCUGACUCUUUGUUCAGGUUCUUUUUGCCUCCUCUUUUUGACGGGCCGACAACCGAGAGGUUCUGGGGUGCUGUGAUGAAUUUGGUCACAGUAGUUCCCCAACCCGAGACCACCGAGAGCGAGCCUCAUCCGAACAGCCUCGACAAGACGAGGCGCGAAGCCGUCUACGCAAACGCCCCGACGGUCAGAAAAGCCCUGCGCCAGCUGGCCCUCCCCGUCAUCGCUUUCAAGGGCAUCCUGUCUCACGCUGAACCGACGGACCGGCUAGACAUUGACGUGCCUCUGGAGCUGAUCCGCGCCUGGCUCCAUCUGGUCAUGGGCCUGAUCUACGCGAGUCACGAGACGCACAUGUGGGAGGACCAUCUGGACGUGGCGGACGCGCUGGUCAAGAGCGGCAUGAAGCAUAUUAUGGAACGGCUGUCAAACUUAAACCUGCUGGACCGGUCUUGCGUCCUCCCGCUCGAGGUGGUGUCUUUGAUCAGCUAUGGCCUCUUGUCCAACACGUCUGGAAAGUAUGCGGGAAUUACAGACACGUAUUCAGAGUAUCUCAGAGCAUUGGAAAACGAGAUUGCGAAUGGGCAGUCGGAUAUCUCCUACCAGCAGCGAAUAAACUUCCUACGGCAAGAAGUAAGCGUUGUUGACCGCACCAUAGCUGCGCAAAGCAACGUCUUCAGCUCCAUCCUGGCCUCUCGACAGGAAGGUUCAUCCGCUGCAGCAAAGCUUCACCGUUCGACUCGAACUCGGGUUGCCGCGGCCGCCAAUUAUCUUGAGACUGCUUCACCAAAAUCUCACAUGCUGUUGGGCAGAAGCGGCCGACACGCCGCCGAUGACGAUGAAGUGCAGCAGGCGCUUUUGGAGCCUGUGGCCAUGGCUGCUGCCGCUGGGGUGUCCGACUUUUACAAGCUUCCGUCCACGGACGCGGCCGGCUUCAGGGAUCUCCUGGCGGCGGAGUGCACACAGCUUCUGGAGCGGCGGAGCAGGGAUUUUGAAGAGUACGCCGAGCAAGCUGAUGUUUUGGAACAGACGAACCUCAACAAUGCGGCGGUGACCAAAGACCGCCAGGAGCAGGCUAUUUACGCCUUCACCAUUGUGACCAUCAUCUUCCUGCCCCUGAGCGCCGUCUCGAGCGUCUUCGGGAUGAAUUCUAGCGACAUCCGAGACAUGGAGGCCGGGCAAUGGCUGUACUGGGCCACCGCGAUACCCGUGACCAUCCUGACGAUUGUGCUGGGUUUGUGGUGGAUGGGCGAGAUGGGACACCUCGUCGACUGGUUCGUUGGAAAAUUGCGAGGCGACGACAGACUCAGUCCAAAUUUUCCCACGCACGGCGGGGAUAUGUCCGAAAAGCCUAGCUACCAGCAGCAUGCCGGUAUCGAGGUCAUUACUGCUCCACAGGCCGUGUAUAGUCGACCAAUGUCGGCCAAGCAGAGCUUUACGAGGCGGUUGGAUGCUCGAAGCCAUGGCGCCUGA
This is a messenger RNA of Colletotrichum orchidophilum, 3570 nucleotides long. RefSeq lists its product as uncharacterized. Gene Ontology annotation, biological process: metal ion transport; transmembrane transport. The record is from RefSeq and is a predicted model, not a curated record. Gene Ontology annotation, cellular component: membrane. Bases 1 to 3570 code for a protein of 1189 amino acids. The transcript is spliced from 7 exons. Lineage: Eukaryota; Fungi; Ascomycota; Sordariomycetes; Glomerellales; Glomerellaceae. Gene Ontology annotation, molecular function: cobalt ion binding; magnesium ion transmembrane transporter activity; cobalt ion transmembrane transporter activity.